AUGUCCCUCAACAAAAAAUACCUUUACUAUCUCUCUGAGUAUCCGCUUCUUACUAAAUCAGCUACUGCUGGAACAUUUGCUGCUCUCAACGAAAUUUUAGCUAGCGUUAUUGCCAGAGACUUUCGAAAAACCACUAUACAAAUAUGUGGGGAAAAACGGGAAGUUCGCCAUGUUUUGAGUCCCAAAAUCUUGCUGAUGGUGGUUUACGGUUCUAUGAUCGCCACGCCAAUCUCACAUCAACUUUAUAAGAUACUCAACCGUGUCUUUAGAGGUAAAUUGUCCGCUCCAAUGAAGGUCUUACAAGUUUUAGCUUCUCUUUGCACGAUUUCACCCAUUUUGUCUGCUGCAUACGUUUCAUGGCUAUCUUUGAUCAAUGGAUACCGGCCGGAGUCGAGAAACUUGCGUCAAGAGUUGCUUCGUAUGGCUCAUGUGGUUCGGUCAGGCCUUAAGAAAGGUUUCUGGGCCAUUUACAAGUCUUCUGCACAAACAUCAGUGGUGGCGAUUACAGUUGCACAAAACUUUCUUCCGCCAACUCUUUGGGUCUCUUUCUUUACGUUGGUGUACUUUGUGGUGGGCACCGUGCAAAAUACUCGAUUCAAGUUGAAGCAGAGAGAACAAGAACAGUCGCAAAAGAAGGACUAG
Clavispora lusitaniae ATCC 42720 is the source of this 642-nucleotide messenger RNA. RefSeq lists its product as uncharacterized. The record is from RefSeq and is a predicted model, not a curated record. NCBI's taxonomy places the organism in Eukaryota, Fungi, Ascomycota, Pichiomycetes, Serinales, Metschnikowiaceae. Gene Ontology annotation, cellular component: membrane; cytoplasm.